AUGGCAACCCCAAUCUUCAGACGAGUCGUCCAUCGACAGCUAAGAUUGUUUCUCUCGCCCGGAUCUACCUUCUUCACUUCAUCAGGCAGACCCGACACCUCUGACGACACAACCGUCUUUCCGCCUUUGACAGCUGCGAGGGCUACAAAGGCGAUCGCUGUCGAGGACAUACACGUCCAGCACCCAAAGUCUGGAACGAUAUCAUCGACACUCAGUCCUUGA
Molecule: messenger RNA, 222 nt
Organism: Fusarium poae
Lineage: Eukaryota; Fungi; Ascomycota; Sordariomycetes; Hypocreales; Nectriaceae
Exons: 3
Coding region: 1-222 (73 amino acids)
Source: RefSeq, a predicted model, not a curated record